Thyridium curvatum is the source of this 2232-nucleotide messenger RNA. RefSeq lists its product as uncharacterized. Gene Ontology annotation, molecular function: protein dimerization activity. Lineage: Eukaryota; Fungi; Ascomycota; Sordariomycetes; Thyridiales; Thyridiaceae. Bases 1 to 2232 code for a protein of 743 amino acids. The transcript is spliced from 4 exons. The record is from RefSeq and is a predicted model, not a curated record.
AUGCCGCGCACCUCGCUCCCGACGCCGGCGUCCUCGACCGACCUGCCAGGCCAAGACGGCUCCAAGCAGCUCGCGAACCUCCAGAUGUCUUUCGAGCUGCCGCCUCCGGCCAUCAACGAGGCCGAGACGCCAAGGCCGAGCGCCAACGACUCGGACGUCUCCCCUUCCACGUCUUACAGGAGUAGUGCCAAGGCGCCUUACCCCCUCCAAGCCGCCGAGACCGUCAAGUCUCGCCGCAGGUCGUCCACGACGACACAGAGCGCCGCCGCCAAGGACUCGUUCGCCCUGCCGCCGCCCCCGACGCGCUCUCGCAAGAUCAUCCAGAUGAAGCCCCGGGCGGCACAGCAGCCUGAUGACCAAGACCAGCCCGACCACAGCGGCGCCAAGUCAGCCGCCGGCUCCAAGAACUCGACGAACUCGGCCGCCGCCGCAGCAGGGAACGGAGCAAACAAGAAGAAGCAGCCGUCGGCGACGAGCGCCGCGGGACGGAAGAUUGCGCGCAAGACGGCGCACAGCCUGAUCGAGAGGAGGAGGAGGUCGAAGAUGAACGAGGAGUUCGCCGUGCUGAAGGGCAUGAUCCCCGCCUGCACGGGCGAGAUGCACAAGCUGGCCAUCCUUCAGGUUCGUAGGGUCACACUCGCAAGGUUUUCUUUGCAGACCAAGCUUUUAGGAUUGCAUCACUCAGCUCAAGAGCCAGCACCAGCAGCAGGCCGCCACGCCGACCGAGAUGGGCAUGCCCGCGCCCUCGCCGUUCAUGCCCGAGCAGCACCAGCAGUUCCAGCCGGACCACUCGCCCGACGUCGAGAUGACCGGGUCGGUGCUCCCGUCGCCCUCGUCCACCCGGCAGACGUCGCGGUCGCACCAGCCCUCCGUCUCGCCCGCGCUCCUGGCCCAGGACUCGCGCCAGAGGCAAGACUCGUACUCGUCGGCGUCGUCGGACCACCGCCACUACAGCUUCAGCAUCUCGGCGACGACCUCGCCGGCGUUCGGCCCGCAGCCCAACUACUACGGGCCCCAGGGCCCUCCGUCGGCGGCCGGCUCGACACUGACGAGCCCUGCCCUGCUGCCCCAGCGCGACCUGGACCAGGAGGCGACGGCCGCGCUGUUGAUGCUGAACCACGACCGUCGUGGGAAAGCACCGCGGAUCCUGCCGUCGCCCAAGAAGAGUCUCAGCCCGAAGCCUCCGCAGCCGACCUCGCCCUCCCGCCGUACUACACCGGCCCCGCCCUCGACCCCGAGAAGAACCCGCUCGGCCUCCUCGUCUCCGGACCGUCAGCCCUCUCGUCCUCGGCCGCAGCCCGCAGCGCCGUCCUCGACGUCAACUUCCUCCAGUACAGCCCCCCGGCCGUAGAACCCCCGCCGUACUACCCGGGCCUCCACCAGCUCCUCCACCACAGGAAGCAGCAGUCCUCCGUCUCCAAGAAGGACCCGCCCUUCCCCGUCCCCUUCCCCGUCCGCAAGCGCUCCCGCCGCCACUCCAAGCCGCCCGUCUACGUGGACCAGCGCUCGCACUCGCGCGUCCAGUCCCUCUCCUACCUGAGCUUCCCGCCCCCCUCGUACGAGAUGGCCACCCAGGGGAACCCGACCAUGCCAAAGGUGACGACGCCGCCCUCCUCCACCCUGCCCGCCGGGCCCCGGCCCGUCGUCGGCGCCGGGCCGCAGUCCAAAGACGACAUCCUUGCUGACCUGCGCCGGCAGCUCGACGACUCGGUCUCGGACCUCGGGUCGAGCAGCAUCGACUCCCGCACCGGCCGCCGCCGCAACCGCCGCCGCGGCAACAGCAAGGCCCUCGCCGCCACCGCCGGCAACGCCGCCGGCGGCCUGACCCAGCCGGCCAUCCUGCCGCGCCUCGCCGAGACCAAGCCCGUCCGCCUGCAGCUGGGGCUCAACCUCGACGUCGAGCUCGAGCUCAAGGCCCGCCUGCAGGGCGACGUGUCGCUCACGCUGCUUAUCGAGAAGAAGCCCUCGGCGCGGCCCUCGGAGGAGCUCAAGCCCAGCCUGACGGGCGUCGUGCAGGCCGCGGAGCUGUUCUACAUGCGCAUCGGGGCGCUGCGCCUGCGCCAGCGGUGGAUCGAGCGCGAGGUCAGCGCCUCGCUGACGGCGGCCGUGGGGCUCGGCAUCGCGGCCGGCGGGUUCCUGGCGGGCUUCCUGGUCGCGCUGGUCUGGUGCGGCGCCGGCGUGGGCGUGGUCGGCAGUGGUGGUGUCGGCAGUCGGGUGAUUGUGCUGUCAUGA